Messenger RNA from Heterostelium album PN500, 585 nucleotides. RefSeq lists its product as uncharacterized. Bases 1 to 585 code for a protein of 194 amino acids. Gene Ontology annotation, molecular function: fatty acid elongase activity. NCBI's taxonomy places the organism in Eukaryota, Evosea, Eumycetozoa, Acytosteliales, Acytosteliaceae. Gene Ontology annotation, biological process: fatty acid elongation, polyunsaturated fatty acid; very long-chain fatty acid biosynthetic process; fatty acid elongation, saturated fatty acid. Gene Ontology annotation, cellular component: endoplasmic reticulum membrane. The record is from RefSeq and is a predicted model, not a curated record. The transcript has 7 exons.
AUGAUCAAACAAAUAUUUGAUAGAAUUUUCAUUUUUAUUCUACUUUCAAGGGCACCACUCGCUUUGGUCGACAUGCUAUCAAAUUCUUUAUUUGUCAAUGUUAUCUAUAACAAAAACAAAACUAUUAUACUUAUUUUCGAUUGUCAUAGUUGUAUAUUACGUGCAGCAUUCCAAGACAUCAUCAAUUAUGUCAAUAAUUUCGAGUGGAAAACAGGAGUGACACCAUUCUCGUCGAUUUGGACUCCAGCAAUCGCUACAAUCAGUUAUUUGGUCGUCAUUUUCGCUUUGCAAGAGUUUAUGAAGAACAGAAAGGAAAUUAAAUUACAUUAUAUCUGUUUGGCACACAACUUGUUCCUAUCAUUGUUGUCAUUGGCCAUGUUCCUCGGUAUCUUGAUACCACUCUUCAGAACAGAGGCUCCUCAAGGUCUCUACCAUUUGGCUUGUCAACCAGUCACCAAAGGUCAAGUCGAAUUCUUCUUUUACAUUUUCUACCUCUCCAAAGUCUAUGAAUUUUUAGAUACCGUCUUUUUAGUUUUAAGAAAGAGCUACAGAUCACCAAGACCAAGUCAAAAGAAAACCAAUUAA